AUGCAUGUUGUCUCCAGGGGACCUGACGGCCAAAAUACAGCCAGUGGUCUGAAACCAGGUAUACUGUCGGCCUUCCCGGCCGUGUGCAGCCCGGCCUGGUGGGCAGGCGCUGGGACUGGGACGUGGGUGCGGCGCAGCACUGUUCGGUCAGCCUGGCGCAGCGGCGUCCCCGGGGACAGCGGGGACAGUGCUGCUGGCACCACGAAGGGCAGUACCCGCCCUGAGCUUUGGCAGAGUGACAAGCAGUUCCUGGUAUGCAGCAUCUACCUCGAUCUACACCAUUGCCCUAAGGUUUUACCCUGCCUGCACACCUUCUAUGAGAGGUGCUUGCAGCUGCAGAGCUAUACGCCCGCGCAGAGUCUGACGUUGUCAUGUCCUGUAUGCCGCCCGACUUCCAUACUCCCCGAGCAGGGUGUUUCUGCUCUGCAGAAUAACUUCUUUUUCAGCAACCUGAUAGAAGUAAUGCAGAGGACCCCUGAUGGCGGCCGUGAUCCCACUGCCCCUCACCCACGCUUCGCUGUGGCUGGGCGUCCUCUCUCCUGUCCCAACCAUGAAAGCAAGACAAUGGGGUUCUGCUGUGAGUCAUGUGAGACAGCCGUGUGUGGGGAAUGUCGAGCCGGGGAACAUGGGGAGCGCACUGUACUGCUCUGGGAUGUGGUAGAGCAGCACAAGGCAGCCCUGCAGAGACAGCUGGACAACAGACGCAGCCGGUUGCCCUGACUGACAGCGGCCACUGCCUUGAUGGGAGAGAUCAGCCAGCAGCUGGUGGAUCAGAAGGCUCAAAUCAGUGGAGCCUUUGAGGAACUAGAGCAGGCUCUGCAGCAGCGCAAGGGGGCACUGUUCAAGGACCUGGAGGCCAUCUGUGGGGCUAAGCAGAAGGUGCUGCAGGCCCAGCUGGAGAAGCUUCGUCAGGACCAAGAUCAUAUUGGGAGCAACUGCAGCUUUGCGGAGCAGGCCCUGCAGUUAGGCUCAGAGACGGAAGUGCUGUUCUUGGGCAAGCAGAUGGUGGAGCGGCUGGUGGCGUUGGCCAGCCAAGCCUUUCCUGAGUGGCCUCAUGAGAAUGGGCAGCUGGAGCUUCUUCUAGAGGCGGAUGGCCUACACCACUCUAUUCUCAACUUGAGUGCACUCCUUACCGCUAGUGCCACAGGCCACAAGACAGUGGCUACAGGUGAGGGCCUUCACCAGGCGUUGGUGGGGCAGCCAGCCUCACUGACUGUCACCACCAAAGACAAGGACGGGCAGCUUGUGUGCACAGGUAGUGAGGAACUUCAGGCUGAGCUGACAGGCCCCGAUGGGGUUCACCUUGAAGCCCAUGUGCUGGAUCACAAAGAUGGCACUUAUGAGCUGGUCUACACAGCCCGAGCAGAGGGUGAACUUCCCCUCUCUGUACUACUGUGUGGGCAGCCUGUAUGGGGCAGCCCCUUCCGAGUGCAGGCCCUGCACCCUGGUGACUUACCUUCUCCGGAUCAUGUCAAGUGCCAGGUCAAGUCCGCUGGUGGUCCCGGUGGCCACGUGUGUCAGAAGGCUGUGUGCCCACCCAGCACCAUGUGUGGCACCAGAGGCAAGAGGAAGGACAACCCUAUUGAGGAUGAACUGGUCUUCCCCGUUGGCAGCCAUGGGCUAGAGAAGGGUGAAUUUACCAACUUAGAGAGUAUCUCAGCAGCCAGCAGUGGCCGUAUUGUAGUGGCUGACAGCAACAACCAGUGCAUCCAGGUAUUCUCUAAUGAAGGUCAGUUCAAACUCCGCUUAGGCAUAGGUGGGCCAGUCAUAUCAUGA
Molecule: messenger RNA, 1776 nt
Organism: Trichosurus vulpecula (common brushtail)
Lineage: Eukaryota; Metazoa; Chordata; Mammalia; Diprotodontia; Phalangeridae
Product: tripartite motif-containing protein 3-like
Biological process (GO): positive regulation of DNA-templated transcription
Cellular component (GO): nucleoplasm; chromatin
Molecular function (GO): ubiquitin-protein transferase activity; zinc ion binding; protein binding
Source: RefSeq, a predicted model, not a curated record